Messenger RNA from Megachile rotundata (alfalfa leafcutting bee), 9425 nucleotides. RefSeq names its product calcium-activated potassium channel slo (gene slo). Gene Ontology annotation, cellular component: postsynaptic membrane. Lineage: Eukaryota; Metazoa; Arthropoda; Insecta; Hymenoptera; Megachilidae. Gene Ontology annotation, molecular function: large conductance calcium-activated potassium channel activity. Gene Ontology annotation, biological process: potassium ion transmembrane transport. The record is from RefSeq and is a predicted model, not a curated record.
CGUGUCGAGAGUCCUGCUGAUCCUUGCUCGUAAACUUGCUCGGACUCCAGACGAGUCCGGAGAACCCGUCGACGAUCCGCACAUGACAGUCGGACCUGGUUCAUGGACGAGACGGCAAGAGGAAAAGCGGAGUGAGUGAGUGAGGGAAAUCGAGGGAAGGAGGUGUCGGGGAGGUUCGCCUCGCUGGGUCUUAGGGGGACAACAGAAUUGGUGUGGUAAGGAAUUUUUGUUAUACUGGUGGGGCUGGGGGGUGGGGGGCUGUGAUAUGGUGGUGAUCGUUGUUGGUGCGUGCGUGAGUUAAACGGGAGAAGGUUCAAGGAGGAUUAACGGAAGUUGUUCUGGUGGGAAACGUUUUGGGGUUCGGAGGAGGUGCGUGGAGAGAGUUGCAGCGUGGCGUGCUACGACCCGUGGCAGCACGGAAGUAUGAAGCGCAUAAAGAGCGCACCGUUGGCCGCUGCUUGUCAUAGUCGCCGGUGAAUGUGUGACCCGGGGGCAGCAGAGAUCCACCGUAAUGACGACCGAAGAGGCGACCGAGCAGCCCCCGGUAGACGACUGCCUGAAGGAACGGAAAUGGUGGUGCUUCCUACUAUCGAGCAUCUUCACUUUCCUCGCCGGGCUGCUGAUCGUGCUCCUCUGGCGUGCGUUCGCCUUCCUCUGCUGUCGCAAGGAACCCGAGUUCGCUCCAAAUGACCCGAAGCAGAAGGAGCAGAAGACGAGCCGCCAGGGCAAGGAGUUCGAGGGGACUUUUAUGACCGAAGCCAAGGACUGGGCCGGUGAACUGAUUUCUGGACAAACCACCACGGGCCGUAUUUUGGUGGUGUUAGUUUUCAUUCUCAGUAUAGCAUCGCUUAUAAUAUACUUCAUUGAUGCCUCCAGUGAAGAGGUGGAACGUUGCCAAAAGUGGAGCAACAACAUUACUCAGCAGAUAGACUUAGCUUUCAAUAUAUUUUUUAUGGUCUACUUUUUUAUACGCUUUAUCGCCGCCAGUGACAAGCUGUGGUUCAUGCUGGAGAUGUAUUCGUUCGUGGACUACUUUACGAUACCACCAUCCUUCGUAUCGAUAUAUCUCGAUCGGACGUGGAUCGGACUGAGGUUCCUCCGAGCCCUACGACUGAUGACGGUCCCUGACAUCCUCCAGUAUCUAAACAUUCUAAAGACAUCAAGCUCCAUUCGUCUCGCCCAACUUGUAUCGAUUUUCAUCUCCGUCUGGUUAACAGCUGCUGGCAUCAUUCAUUUGCUUGAAAACUCAGGGGACCCGUUCGAGUUCACGAACCCUCAACAGCUUUCGUACUGGACCUGCGUCUACUUUCUGAUCGUGACGAUGUCCACGGUAGGAUAUGGCGACGUUUACUGCCAGACGGUCCUCGGCCGCACAUUCCUAGUAUUUUUUCUACUCGUCGGUUUGGCAAUUUUUGCUAGUAGCAUACCCGAGAUAAUAGAGCUCGUAGGCAGUAGGUCCAAGUACAGCGGCGAAUACAAGCGGGAACACGGAAAGAGACAUAUUGUCGUGUGUGGACACAUCACCUACGAAUCAGUGUCGCACUUCCUCAAGGACUUCUUGCACGAGGAUCGUGAAGACGUCGACGUGGAAGUUGUCUUCUUGCAUAGGAAGCCACCAGAUCUCGAGUUGGAGGGACUAUUCAAACGGCAUUUCACCACCGUGGAGUUCUUUCAGGGGACCAUCAUGAACCCCAUUGAUCUGCAACGGGUCAAGGUCCACGAGGCAGAUGCGUGUUUGGUACUGGCGAACAAGUAUUGCCAGGACCCUGACGCUGAAGACGCGGCAAACAUUAUGCGCGUUAUCUCCAUCAAGAACUAUUCGGAUGAUAUUCGCGUUAUCAUUCAGUUAAUGCAAUAUCACAACAAGGCCUACUUAUUAAACAUUCCAUCAUGGGACUGGAAACAGGGUGACGAUGUGAUCUGCCUGGCGGAGUUGAAGCUGGGUUUCAUCGCACAGUCCUGUUUGGCGCCGGGUUUCAGCACGAUGAUGGCCAAUCUAUUCGCCAUGCGUUCCUUCAAGACGUCGCCCGAUAUGCAGGCUUGGCAGAAUGACUACCUCCGUGGAACCGGAAUGGAGAUGUACACGGAAACACUGAGCCCUACCUUCAUUGGAAUGCCCUUUGCAAAGGCCACUGAGUUAUGCUUCACGAAGUUGAAGCUGUUGCUGCUGGCGAUCGAGAUAAAGGGCGAAGGAGGCGGAGACAGUAAGAUCUCGAUCAAUCCACGUGGUGCCAAGAUCGUUGCAAAUACUCAGGGAUUCUUCAUUGCUCAAUCUGCCGACGAAGUGAAACGGGCGUGGUUCUAUUGCAAAGCAUGCCAUGAGGAUAUAAAAGAUGAAACGCUGAUCAAGAAGUGCAAGUGUAAAAAUUACGACCACCAUCCUCCCCCUACAUUCACUCCGCCAGAACUGCCCAAGAUGGUUCACGUAAGAGGUGAGAUCAGUCGUGAACGAGACGACCCGAAUGCGAUGAGAAAUCAUCGAAAUUCCGUUGGAAUGACCAUGAUGAACUCAACGAAGCAGGUGAAUAAGGUGAAACCGAACGUGAAUCGAACGACAAACGACAGCUUAUUGAGUCCAACUCAACCAUACAAUCAAAGAUCGCAAGAGGAGUCAGCAUACCCUGGUUACCACCUCGCCUACGAAGUCAAAAAGCUCAUGCCUACGAGCAGAGCUUCAGGAGGUACCAACGUGAACAACAACGGUGGUCUUCAGGUCGGAAUCGCCGACGAUCAAGCGAAGGAUUUUGAUUUCGAAAAGACCGAAAUGAAAUAUGAUUCGACGGGUAUGUUCCAUUGGAGUCCAUCCCGCAACCUCGAAGACUGUAUACUGGAUCGUAAUCAGGCAGCCAUGACGGUUCUCAACGGACACGUCGUUGUCUGCCUAUUCGCUGAUCCUGACUCGCCCCUCAUCGGACUGAGAAACCUUGUCAUGCCAUUACGAGCUUCCAAUUUUCAUUACCACGAGCUUAAACACGUAGUGAUAGUUGGGUCUGUCGACUACAUCCGCCGCGAGUGGAAGAUGUUGCAGAAUCUACCGAAAAUAUCGGUGUUAAAUGGUUCGCCAUUAAGCAGAGCAGAUCUGCGUGCCGUGAACGUAAAUCUGUGCGACAUGUGUUGUAUCCUGUCGGCUAAAGUGCCUAGCAAUGAUGACCCCACCCUCGCCGACAAGGAAGCCAUCCUCGCGUCCCUUAAUAUCAAGGCUAUGACCUUCGACGAUACAAUUGGUGUGCUCAGCCAAGUGACAAUUGCAGCAAAUAAUGAGCAAGAUAAUUUGACCGCAGUUGGCAGCCCAAUUGUUUUACAGCGACGGGGAUCCGUUUAUGGAGCAAACGUGCCAAUGAUAACAGAACUCGUAAAUGAUAGUAACGUACAGUUCCUCGACCAGGACGACGACGAUGACCCGGAUACUGAAUUGUACCUUACCCAACCCUUUGCUUGCGGUACUGCUUUCGCUGUCAGCGUACUAGACUCGUUAAUGUCAACGACGUAUUUUAACCAAAAUGCGCUGACUUUAAUUCGAUCGCUGAUCACUGGUGGAGCGACGCCGGAGUUAGAAUUAAUUUUAGCUGAAGGAGCAGGUUUAAGAGGAGGUUAUAGUACUGCUGACAGUCUGGCCAACAGAGAUCGAUGUCGAGUUGGUCAAAUCGCGUUGUACGAUGGACCUUUAGCCCAAUACGGCGAAGGAGGCAAGUACGGUGACCUCUUUGUCGCAGCAUUAAAGUCGUAUGGAAUGCUGUGCAUUGGUCUGUACAGGUACAGGUUUCGAGACACGAGCUCGUCCUGCGAUGCUUCUUCUAAACGAUACGUUAUCACCAAUCCUCCGGACGAUUUUACGUUAUUACCUACUGACCAGGUUUUCGUGCUGAUGCAGUUCGACCCAGGUCUAGAAUACAAGCCAAGCAGAGGAGCACGAGGAAAGGACGACGCCUCCUGACUGUUACUGUGUAGCGCCCUCACCGAUGGACCUUAUUCCUACAUAUAAAUCAGGCAAAGGAAACUCAUCAUGCCGCCCGUCGUCCCUACGAAUAUCAUUGAAUCUUCGUUGGCUACCAUUUGGGUACGAUGCUACAUGUUCUCAACGGAUUAUCGCAAAACCCCGUCCAUACAAUAAGUCACUAACACGUCCGAUUUUGCUGCUGGUCACGUGUCGCUAGGCUGGCGCUUAGAGCCGUUUUCGGUUUCCCUUCAAUAGUGUCUGCAAACUUCUUUAUCCCCUUAAUCACUCAUCGCUGUGUAACGUUGAUUUUCACAUUGUGACUGAACAUUUUUGCGUUGAGGCAUGCCCUGUAAAGAAGGAAGAAGUAAACGAAGAUUUGCCAAAAGAAAGGGAGAGAAGGAAAGAAGGGAUACCGGGGAAACGGUAUGAUGAAGCACAGGUCCGAGGGUAGCUACACGUUUACGCUAUUCGACAUUAAAUAAGAACGUCUUCGACGGAAGGCGGCAUAAGGACUGAACGGCUUACUUUCAAGCAUCAAACUGUGUGACUAGAUCCCACUCCCCACUCUUUCAAAGUACAGAAGAAACGAGAAUUAUACCUAAAUGCGAAGCAAGCAGCUUAACGCUUGAGAACAUCUUCAAGGCUGAUCGCUGAGGAAUUGUAAUCGCCUUCGCGACUAAACGUGUACCAUCGCUGUAGCUCAUUCAGGAUAUGUAAAUAGGCGCAGAAUAGACGGACACGUUGUCAUUCUGUGGAAAACUGUAAAAAGAAGUCAAAGGAGGAGGAAAGAGGAAGAGAUACAGAAAAGUUGUAAAAAGUUGAUUGAGAUACAUUACAACCGAGGGGACCUCUUCUGGUUCUUUCAUAUAGAAACAUCGUUCACUUCGCAAUGACAGUCGUGUGUUCGUUUCUUGUAUCAUGAUUUUAUACCUUGCCUUGUUUGCAAAAGAAUAAUACGUAUACAUAAGAGGUGGGAUGCCAACUUUGUUCGCUUCAAAUAUUUUCAUUGUUACAGAUACAAGUUAAUAUUAUUUACAAAAAUUGUAUGGUUUAUAACUUAUCAAUAACUUCUGUUUGUAGCUGAAGAAAUAUAGAUUUCAAAGUUAACAUUCUUUUCAGUCACAUUGUGCUUUUUCAAUUCAAUUCAAUCUGCAAUAAUUGUUUAUACAAAUAAUAUACAUUGUAGUUAUGUCAAUGAAAUUAUUUGAUGCCAUACAGUUUUUAAAAUACUCCUAUGUAGCUCUGACAACAAUGAGAAUAUUUUCAGCAGACAAAGUUUGUGUCACAGCCUGUAUAUGUACAUGUACACGUAUAUGCGCAUUUACAGGGUGAUUUUUGCAACUAAUGUAAAUUAUAGCUUCCAUACAUAUAUAUAAUAUAAAAUUCUGAUAGCAGGAAGAAUUGUAUGAUUGAAUAAAAUCCAAUUUUAGCUGCUUAUAUUUCUUUGAGUGCAGCCAGAUAUUGCUUACAUCUGCUUAUAAAAUAGGGAUAGACAUUUUUAGAAAGGUUUCAUUACAUUUUUUAAUAUACAUAAAUAUCUUUAAUGUUCUAAUUUUAUAUUUACAUGUUGCUAAACUAGUAGUAGUAACUGAAUGGUGUAUGUAAAGUAUCAGUUAUGCAGUUAUAUUGAAUUUCAAAUUGUUAUUAUUUUAGCACAUAUUUAUAUUUAAGCAAAUAGUUACAAAUUUUGUAGCUGCUUGGAUCAUAUCUACAAACAAUGAAGCAAGUGGAUUUUAUUGAAUCAUACAGUGAACAACACUGCUUUUCUCUUAUGUUUAUCGAAGAAAAAGAUAGUUCAUUGUUGAUGCAACAAUCACCAUGUAUACGUAGUCUUAAAUAAAAGGAGUUGCAAUGUGUGCCACGACAGAGCAGAAUACGUGUGAAAGGGAGUGCAGGGACUACCUGUAAACAUUACCUUGAGUGUCUUCUUUUGCGGUUAACGAUAAAAAUCUCAAUCAAGCACUUUGUACAGGUUCUAUACAUAAAAGGUGUACGUAUGUAUGAAUGUGUGUGUGAUAUGUGUAUGCGUGCGUGUGUGCGUGCAUGUGUGCGUGCAUGCGUGUGUGUGUGAGUGCAUAAAUAAUAAUUACAAUAAACCACCCUUUUCCACACAACUUGAGUAUUACCUGACUAUAUAUCAGUAUAUAUAUACAUUAUAGAUAUAUAUGCACAUACAUAUGUAUACAUAGACGCUCUCCCCUUUUAUAUAUUUUUGUGACAUUCUCGAGUAUGUACAUACAAAUGUAUAUACAGGGUAUCUCAUAAAAGAUGCACACCGUAAACAUUGCAAAUUUUCCAGAAGAAAUUCUGUAAACGAUUAAAGAUUGGAUGUACGACUUGAGAGGAAUCCCAUUUGACAUGUGGUCACAAAAGUUUACACUCACACAGAGAGACACGUGUAGAUAGACAAGCGCACACAUAGAAAGCACUGUCAAAAUGAUAAGAGGGCAUUCAUACUGUUUUGAUAAGAUGGGACCAGAUGGGAUCGAAUAUCCAAUUUUUAAUCGCAGGAAAUAAUGAUGGACUUUCCUUUUGGUAUCACACAUAUGGACUUAUGGUAUACAUCUUUUUUGAGACAGCCUGUGUAUGUACGUGCACUCACAUGCAACUUAAACUUCCCUUAUGUAAAGGGAAGUGUGUAGGAAAGAAGGCUCUUUUGCUGCGCUUGAAUUUUGUUGGAUCCUCUUGGUCCACUUAGAUCUGCCUCUCUCUUGACUAUCCUAGGACCUCUUCUAAUAUUUAGUUGGUUCUUCCAGAGCUUUGCUAGAUUCUCCUUGCUCUCUUUAGAUCUCUAUAAGAUUUCUUUCACUAAGCUGCCUGUCCCUUGAUUUUUAUACUCUUCCAUCUAUGCGUAGGCUCUCCCUGGAUCUCCCUAUGUCAUUCUAGCUCUCCCUGGCUCUUAUAGCCUUUACUCAUAUUCUAUUUGAAAUAAGUACUGAGUCUUUAACCUCCACACUGCCCGUAACUAAGAGAAGCAUACAUUGCACCUAGGUGUACAUCCAUAUACGUAUACACAUAUGUAUGUAUGUAUAUAUGUAUAUAUGCAUGUAUAUGUAUAUAUAUGUAUGUAUGUAAAAAUGGAUCAAAUAAGAGGUAUACAUACAUGUAAGAAGAAACACACGAACACAUCAAUUACUCGGAUACUUCUUCCUCGCUCCCCGCUUACACAGACACACAAAAACUUUGAAACACGCACACGUAGUAGUACACAUAUACGAGGACAUACAGGUGCAUGUACAUGCGCGCGUGCACACAUAUACUGGAUCCACGUGACCGAGAAGAGAACAGUAUGUCGUAAAUUACUACGGAUUUACGAAAAGAACUAAAAAGAAACCACACAUGCGUGCGCGCACACGCGCACCGAAUAUAAUGUUACAUCGAUGAAAAAACGUAGGAGAAACCAAAAGGACGGGAACCAAGGUGACACGGUUCGUGUGUACGGAACUAACGGAAGUGGAAUGAUGUGUUGUGAGACAACAGCAAACAAACACGAUGCACAUCGGACACGUCAGUCCUUCGGGAUCGAUUUGUUCAAUAUCAAUCAUUGUUAUUCGAUUAAUUCGGAUAACGUGCUGCAAACGAAGUGGAUUGAUCUUACCAAGGACAAGAAAAUAUUAAAAGUAGCUGUGGUAGACGCUGCCGUGUAUCGCGAUUACGAGUCGUCGCCGCCACCGCCAUUGCUGCUGUUUGCAAUAUCCAUAUGCACUAUUCACUGCCACUGCAGUUCGUGUUAUAUCGUUGUAUAUAACUUUCUAUGUAUGGCUCGAUUAAGGCGAGAAGGGCUGGUCAGGUGUGCGGUUCGGAUGACUCCAUCUUGUGUGGACGGGACUAGGGUGCAGCCUCAGCCGCAAGCAAUUUUGUUGCUCCUCGUUUAUUAUACUCGUUUCGUUUUUUCUUUUAUGGAAUCGAGUUAUUGUUUCUUUUGUUAAAAUGUUUAAUGUACAAAGGUGGUUGUAUCUUCAAAUUCAAAAGGAACACUGGUAAAUAGGACAAAAUCCAAUUUAAACAUUUUGAAAGAAUAUUCUUUUAUUUGAUAAAAAAUAUGGAGUAGUUCCAAUUUAAAUCCCUCAGUUGAAGGAUGAUUUUUUAUUUUGAAAAUUAUUUUCGUGUGAUAAAAAAUUUUACCAGUGUUCAGAUAUUAAUGUUACUAAUGUAAUUGAAUUUUAAAGUGAAUUUGUGAUAAAAUGUACUGGUAUAACCAUCUUAAAUUAUUGAAAUACCGACACGCUUUCAGCUUUAGUUUAAAAAAUUUGCUGUGUAGAUUCAUAUGUUAAAAAUUAGAAUUAAAAUAUGAGAUGCGCGUUGCUGGAUAUAAUUCAAGAAAUUUUAGGAGCUUGUUAUUAGUUAGGCUUAUUUGUUAUUUUUUUAUUCAGUUGUUUUUAUUCAGUUAGUCUUUUAGUUUCAAUUAUAAUCUUUACGUGAUAAGCGAAUAAUAGAUUUCAGAUUAUUUUACGAUAUUUCAAUUCCAAUAUAUAAGUAUAAGUAGCGAAAUAUACUCGUAGAAUUUUUAAUUAUUUUUAUGAAAAAUAAUUAGCUUUUGGUUAAUAAUUUUAUAGAUAGAUAAUCUAGUUAGUGUAAUAUUAAACAUUAUAUAUUUUUUAUGUUAAGUAUUAUUUUGUCCAGCAUAGCGUUCGAAUCGCCGCCGGCGGGAAAAUUUGAAAAUUCAAAUGGCUGAAAGUGGGUCACAAGCGAAAUUAUAUAAUCCCAAUAUUUUCUUCUUGUUUUAUCGUUAAGUAACGUUUUAUAUCGAAGAUUGAGAGUGUAGCGGAAGGUUUCCUGCAGUAUUUCCGAAACGAACGAAGAAGAAAGACCUUUCUCGUUAAAUAUUUCAUUGCUGCUGAUGGCAAAUGAAAGGUCUGCGAAUAAAAUUUGACUGAAGAUUAUAAAAAAAAAGACAAUUUAGAAUUUUCUUCUUUUUUGUAAAAUUCGAUGUCUGGCGGAGGCGUUGCUGAAAAAGGAAAAAAAAUAAAAAAAAAAGAAUAAAUAAAUCGCGAUUUCGUUUUUAAAAAAAAAACAGUUCACGCGCACGAGUAGUCGAUUUUCAUAAUAAUCGUUUUGGCGGGUUAGUAAUUUUUCAAAAAAAAUCAGAAACGAAGGACUCUCGGUGACCCUGCCUCGCCUUGAUGCGAUUAUAUACGAAACAAAAAAAAAUUUGUGCGUUAGAUUUUGUGGAAAUUGUUCGUUAAGUGAUAAAAAAAAAAACAAAUGAAAUUUGUCGGAGCCUUGUGUAGAGUUUUAGAUGAUUGGUCGUAAUUUGCGUCGCGUGGGUGAGCCAGGCGUUCAAACUUUUUUUUCUUUUCUUUUUCAAAGAUCAAUAUGUUCUUCGUUUUUAAUUGUACAUAGUAGAAUUAUCGUAGGAUUACAGUAGUGCCGAAAUGUAUGGCACGUGGAAAUUUAAGGAAAUGAAAAUUAUUUACACUUGUAAUUUGGAUCACUUUAUCACAAUUUUAGUCUUAAGUGAAAAAUAUGAAAAUUUUGUUUUUUUGUG